This is a messenger RNA of Caenorhabditis briggsae, 1395 nucleotides long. The transcript is spliced from 6 exons. Bases 1 to 1395 code for a protein of 464 amino acids. Lineage: Eukaryota; Metazoa; Nematoda; Chromadorea; Rhabditida; Rhabditidae. The record is from RefSeq and is a predicted model, not a curated record.
AUGAGGAAACCACUACUAUCGAUCGGGCUCUCACAAUUUGGACUGAGUUUGCUACAGACAUUAUUCAUGUUCUAUUAUGUGAAAGUGUACAUAAAUCACUUUCAUGUCAACACAAAAUGGUUCAACAUUGCACAAACGUUGUUCAUGUUCUGGAAUACUAUCAAUGAUCCGCUGUUCGGGUAUUUGCAGGAAGUUCGAGGCUCCUGGCUGAACAAUCGACUUUUAGUCAUCAAAACACUGUCUCCAUUUCUAGUCGGAUCAUUUGUCUUCAUGUGGAUUCCAUGGGAUACAGAAGGAUCAGACUGGGAAGGAAUUCAUCUCAUUCUCUCGCUUUUCUUGUACGACGCCUUUUUCAGUGCAAUUGGUGUAGCAUGGGGUGCGCUGUUCGCAGAUACCACUCAAAAUCAACCAUUGGUUCGAGUGAAAGCUCUGAAAUACUCACAAAUUGCGAUUCUGGUGUCUGUGUUUUCAAUCGCGAUCACUGAAAAACUCAGCAUGAGCUUGAAGAACUUCAAAGUCUUUCAAGGAAUUUGCUUCGGUGCCGCUAUUCUAUCGUUGAUUUGCCUGUGGUUUGGAGGCCAGCUCGGAGGGAAAAUAUCCAAGAACAAGAGAGACGAAGAGCAAGAUCUUCAAGAGGUUUUGAUUGAGAAGAAGCCAGAAGAAGCCCUAACAUUCAACGAAAAUGUUCGGAAUUCUAUAAAUCUAACGAAACAAAUUAUGUCUCAAAAACAGUUCCUUGCGAUCGUUUUCACCAAUUUCUUCCACACUGCCCGUAGUAUCGCUCAUAUGAACUUCGCAUCUAUCAUCACUGAAGUCGUAAUUCCACAGGAUAUUUUGCCAAGUGGAUCUGUGAAACUAAGUUUAUUCUUCAUGGCUCUCACCCUUGGACCCCAAAUAGUGCUGAUUCUAAACGAGAAACUUGUUGCUAGAGUUGGAGCUGUGAAUGUGAUCGCUGCAAGCUAUAUCGUUUCAUUUUUCUCUGGAUUGAUGAUUGUGGUGUCCUAUAAUCCAUAUCUCAUUAUGCUCUUCAUGUUUAUAGAUUGCAUUACCGUUCACACCAUAGCUCCACUUUUCAAUAUCAUUAUCUCUGAUUUCGUCGAUGACGAUGCUCGGAAAAAUAGCAGACCCGCCGGAAUCCCAUCGAUCAUUUUCAGUCUAAACGCGCUUUUCGUAAAACCAGCCCAAUCUGUGGCUCCUGUGUUGAUUGUCUACUUGCUUAAUCAGUCUGGUUAUCAGGAGUACUUGAAAAACAAAGUGACCACUGAGGACCUGAAAAGCACGAUCCUUCUUAUUUUAUUCUUCACACCUAUGGUCAUCGGUGGAGUUCAAUACUUCAUCAUGAAGUCUAUGUACAAUUUCAGAAGACCAAAUACCAGAGCAACACAUAUCAUCUAA